UUCGUCACACAAACAAAACUUUGGUAGUUCAAUGGCAAAUACUCAAGAAACCAAAAAAAUUGUGAAAACUUAUUGCAGAGGCAAUGUGAAGAAGUUUCUUAAGGAGACCACAUUGCAUGGCUUGAAAUAUCUAGCUGAUGAUAGUAUCACCAUCUGGGAGAAGUUCUUCUUUUUGUGCGCCUUUCUUGCGGCCAUUAUAGUAACGGCCAAUCUAAUUGCGAAUGUGUAUGCCAAAUGGAUUAGCACACCCGUAAUUAUUGGCAUAAGCCCACAUCCCACCUCCAUAUUGAGUACACCUUUUCCAGCUAUAACUGUUUGUAAUAUGAAUCAGGUGAUGGCGAGYCGUGUAGCGAAUUAUACAGCCGAUUCCAGCGAGGGUGUCUUAGUAAAMCUACUGUGCAAUAUGGGAUCAAUAGUGGAUGAAAAAGUAAUGGAAUCGCCAAAUUUUCAGUCUAACAAUUUGACAUUUUCAACAUUUUUACUUCAGCACGCCCAACCUUGCUCUCGUAUGUUACUCUCUUGUUCGAUUGGUUCCUCUGUACAGAACUGCUCAGAUCUAUUUCAUGAAAUCAUGACAGAUGAGGGUCUUUGCUGCGUUUUCAACGUUUUACAUCCUGAUUUUCUAUUUAAGGGCAACACUAAUAAAAUAAUUAGCGACUAUGAACGUGCCGAUGACGCUAUACCGAUCGAUUGGAAUCCGGAAAGUGGUUAUCCUAAACUUUUACCAAAAAAUUACUAUCCACGUGCAGCAUCUGGAACGGGUGUAUCAAUGGGUCUAACGCUGAUAUUAGACGCCGAAAUAGAUAACUAUUAUUGCUCAACAACCAAUGGACCAGGUUUUAAGAUCGGCAUGCACAAUGCAAUCGAAGCGACUAAAAUCAGAGAAACCGCGCUCAUUUUGCCCUUGGGUUUCGAGAGUCGUUUACGUAUCGAUGUCAUUAGUACCGAAGCCACCGCCACCGUACGCAAUUUGCGCCGCAAUGACCGCCAGUGUCUGUUUAAUGGCGAGGGGAACUUACUCUAUUUCGCACAUUACUCGCGACGCAAUUGCGAGAGCGAAUGUCAAGUGAAAUAUAUCUAUGAACAAUGCAAAUGCGUACCGUUCAAUUUACCGCUGCUUUUUGAAAAUGCAACCAUAUGUAAUGUACAACAAACAAAUUGUACCAGUUUAGCCGAAAAUAAGUGGAUGAAGGGUGAUGGGGGCAGUAGUUGUCGUAAAUGUUGUUUACCCGCUUGCUUUGAUUUGAGCUAUAAAGCCGAUGCUACUUCGACACCUUUACGCGCUUACAACUAUCUGACCCCACCAAGUAUACURAAGAAUAUGUCAAUGGAGUAUAUUAACAAGAAUGUUGCGGUGGUGCAUUUCUUCUAUCGCGAGUCUGUAUUUCAUGGUGAUCUGAAAAAUGUCUAUGUCGGCUUUACAGAGUUUCUAUCUUCCUAA
Bactrocera latifrons is the source of this 1441-nucleotide messenger RNA. RefSeq names its product pickpocket protein 28 (gene ppk12). The transcript is spliced from 7 exons. Gene Ontology annotation, biological process: sodium ion transmembrane transport. The coding region runs from base 32 to 1441 and encodes 469 amino acids. NCBI's taxonomy places the organism in Eukaryota, Metazoa, Arthropoda, Insecta, Diptera, Tephritidae. Gene Ontology annotation, molecular function: ligand-gated sodium channel activity. The record is from RefSeq and is a predicted model, not a curated record. Gene Ontology annotation, cellular component: membrane.